Photinus pyralis (common eastern firefly) is the source of this 1734-nucleotide messenger RNA. Its product is annotated as UDP-glucuronosyltransferase 2C1-like. The coding region runs from base 165 to 1688 and encodes 507 amino acids. The record is from RefSeq and is a predicted model, not a curated record. NCBI's taxonomy places the organism in Eukaryota, Metazoa, Arthropoda, Insecta, Coleoptera, Lampyridae. The transcript is spliced from 4 exons. Gene Ontology annotation, molecular function: UDP-glycosyltransferase activity.
AAGAUAAUGCGUGCUAUAGUUAUGGGUAUAAAUAGAUACGGUUGUAGCUCUUAUUUAAAAUUUGAGCAAUUGCCCUGACCUUCGGUUCAUAAAUCACUCACUAUCUAAUCACUGGCCGAUAUUACUAAGCAUAUUAGUACUAAAGUCGACAUUGAGAGGCAAACAUGUUGGUGUUCCUAAGUAUCUUCGCCGUGGUGGCGACCGCGAACGGGGCGAGAAUUUUGGGAAUCGUGCCGACGCCGUCCUACAGCCACCAAAUAGUCUUUCAGCCGCUAUGGCGAGAACUAUCGCUGCGCGGUCACAAGGUCACUACAAUAACGACGCACCCGAUCAACGAUCCCAAGCUCACCAACUUGACCGAGAUCGACCUGAGCAAGUUCCGUGACGACCCGCACGUGGUGAAACUGCUUCAGGAGUCGCGGACGAAUAUCUUUGGGAAAUUUCGCGACACCAUCGCGACCGUCGAUCAGAUGCUCGCCGAACCGGCGGUCAAAAGCUUGAUCAACGACAAGAACGCGAAAUUCGACCUGGUGAUCGCCGAGUACUUCCUGACCGGGGUCCUCGCGUUCGCCGAGAGGUUCGACUGUCCAUCGAUCGGCAUGUUCUCGCUGGAUGCCUGGAACGCGAUGCACCGGAUGGUCGGAAGUCCAACCCACCCCACCUUGUACCCGGACGCCCUGCUCCCGUUCGAAGGACAACUGUCCCUGGCCGAACGCGUCGUCAGCUUCCUCUUUUACCACGUGAACACGUACCUCUUGGACUACCUGCAGGGGUUGCAGCAGGAAGUCGUCGAAAAGCACUUCGGCAUCCGCACCUCCGUGCAGGACUUGUCGCAAAACAUCAGCCUGCUCUUCGUCAACUCGGACCCGAUCUUCCACCACGUCAGGCCGUUGGUCCCGACUGUUAUCCAAGUUGGAGGCGGAUUCCAUAGGAUGCCCCCCAAGCCGUUGCCGAAGGAGCUAAAAAGCACUUUGGACGCCGCCACCGAAGGUUUCAUCUACUUUAAUUUGGGCUCGAAAAACGCGUUCUUAAAGCAAAACGACCUGGAGGUCCUCAUGGGCGCACUCGCCGAGUUACCCUACAAAAUAUUGUGGAAGUUGGACGAUGAACGUAUCGAGGAUAAGUCCACUAAGUUUGUCUUCUCGAAGUGGUUUCCUCAGCAAGACAUUUUGAGGCAUCCCAAUAUUAAGCUCUUCAUAACUCAGGGCGGUCUGCAGUCGAUGGACGAGGCCAUCUACGAACACGUGCCGAUGGUGGGCAUUCCGUUCUAUGGCGACCAACCGUUCAACGUGAAGAAGAUGGUGCGGAAGGGUUUCGGUUUGGAACUCGACUAUCGCACCUUGAACAAGGAGCAAUUCAAGGCCGCCGUACUGGAAGUGAUCAACAACCCCAAGUACAAGAGCACGCUGAAGUACUUGGCUGAGUUGGCCCAGGAUCAACCGAUGACCGGAUUGGAGAAGGCGGUCUGGUGGUCCGAGUACGUGAUACGUCACAAAGGGGCGAAACACCUCAGAAGUCCCCUUUUGGACAUUCCCUGGUAUCAGUAUCUGCUUUUGGACGUAAUUGGUAUUAUUGUGGUCACGGUUGCGGUGGCGCUGUACUUAAUUUACUUCCUCCUUAAAUCUCUUGUGAGGUUGGUAAAGUACAUCUUCCGUUCGAAGCCGAAACGGAAGCAGAAGAAGAAUUGAUAGUUGUGUCUUUGUUGUUAUUUUAAAUAAAGUAGGUCUAUAAAGA